Molecule: messenger RNA, 570 nt
Organism: Zea mays
Lineage: Eukaryota; Viridiplantae; Streptophyta; Magnoliopsida; Poales; Poaceae
Product: probable sugar phosphate/phosphate translocator At1g06470
Exons: 4
Coding region: 101-421 (106 amino acids)
Source: RefSeq, a predicted model, not a curated record
AGGAGACGGCGGCCUGACUGCUUCGUUGCUGCGUGGUGGUGGCAGAUAUAACAAGACGCUGCUAGGGGAUAAGCUUGGCAAGUUCUCGGCGUCGCUGCUGAUGAACACCAUGCAUUUCGCGCUACAGGCGGGGCUCUCCAAGCUCAUCAUCUGCUUCCAGCCCAAGGGGCCCGAGGCCGCCGUCGACAUGGGAUGGAAGGACUACUUCAUGAGAGUCGUGCCAACUGCUCUCGGGACGGCCUUGGACAUAAACCUGAGCAACGCGUCUCUGGUGUUCAUGUCGGUGACGUUUGCUACUAUGUGUAAAUCAGCCUCCCCGAUAUUCUUGUUGCUCUUUGCUUUUGCAUUUAGGGAAGAAAAUGACUACCAUAGGUGUGAUCGCUGGUACCAGAGAUGGCCUUUCAUCCGAGAGCAUUUCUAGGUUUCUGUUGCCUCCUUUUGAAUGAGAGUUUGUAUUGAACUUAGUUAAGGACCAAUUACAUUAAUUACAAUUAAAAUAGGAGAUAUCACUGUAUUUCAUAUAGCAUAGCCUUGUGUUGAAUUUUAAUAAUCUAUCAUAAAAUUUUAUUG